AUGACAACCGAAAGCUACGGGGAUAUGCUGCGGGACCGCGGCUGGUCUGCCGAAGGAUCCUUCGAAGACCAGGUGUGGCUGAGGGCUGUCUACGGUGUCAUAGCCGUGCUGGGCAUCACCGGUAACGCCCUCGUCAUGUUCACGGUGGCCCGCGUCCCCUCGCUGCGCUCGCUGACCAACAUGUUCAUCGUGAGCUUGGCAAUGUGCGAUUUCAUCACCUCGGUAUUUCUCAUUCCGCUCCAUCUUGGUUUUUCCAUUCCGGUGCCAGAUGGAGUGGCGGGUGAUAUAAUAUGCCGUCUUCUGCUGUCCAAGUUCCCCCUGUGGACCAGCUUCGUCGCCUCCGUUCUCACCCUGACAUGUGUCACCCUCGAGAGGUAUUGCAGUAUCGUGCACCCCUUCCGGUACGAGGCACUUUUCACCCACCGGAAAGCGAUCGCUAUGAUCAUUUGCAUAUGGGCCAUGGCUGUGCUCAUGAAUAGUUAUUUCUUCUACAUAUUUUACAGCGAUGGCGGCCGAUGCAUUAUCCAGUGGCAAAGCACAGUUUGGCAGAAGUUUGUGGGCGUGGCUAACUUCUGUGUCAUUUACAUCUUCCCACUGAGCUUGAUGGGCUUCUCCUAUUGGCGGAUCAUGCAUAAUUUGCACAAGAGCGCCCAAACUAUGCGCCAAUCAACAUCCGAAGGUAGAGAGAACCAGCUCUCAAGGGAUCUCCUCCGCGCGCGGAAGAAAGUGGUCAAGAUGCUGUUGACGGUUGUGGCGACCUUUGCGGUGUGUUGGGCGCCAAACCAGUUCCUGUUUUUCUCCUACAUGUGCGGCUGGAACCUUGACUUCUCCUCCUGGUACUACCACGCCAGCGUGUUGAUCGCCUUCUGUAAUUCGUGCAUGAACCCGUUCAUCUACGGCUUUCAGAGCAAGCAGCAUCGCAAAGCGCUCCGUCGGGCGUUUGGCUGCAGUAACGCCGUAGGUGCCCGUGCGUUGGAGGGAGCCAGCAACUUGAGUUUCGUUCACACCGCAGACGUGAAAGAGUUUCACGUCAACGCUAUGAGGAAUCUACCCACACCAAGAAACACAGAGAAGGCCACCCAAAACCGGAGCGAAUAAUUAAUCGUUGCGGGUCGGUGAUCACGACCAAUGCGAUGAACAGGUCAUCACCAGAACCAAUAACCUAACAGCCGGUUUAAAGACGGAAACAUUUACUAACACA
Messenger RNA from Acanthaster planci (crown-of-thorns starfish), 1201 nucleotides. Its product is annotated as galanin receptor type 1-like. The record is from RefSeq and is a predicted model, not a curated record. NCBI's taxonomy places the organism in Eukaryota, Metazoa, Echinodermata, Asteroidea, Valvatida, Acanthasteridae. Gene Ontology annotation, biological process: G protein-coupled receptor signaling pathway. Gene Ontology annotation, molecular function: neuropeptide Y receptor activity. Gene Ontology annotation, cellular component: membrane.